This is a messenger RNA of Debaryomyces fabryi, 897 nucleotides long. RefSeq lists its product as uncharacterized. NCBI's taxonomy places the organism in Eukaryota, Fungi, Ascomycota, Pichiomycetes, Serinales, Debaryomycetaceae. Bases 1 to 897 code for a protein of 298 amino acids. The record is from RefSeq and is a predicted model, not a curated record. Gene Ontology annotation, molecular function: oxidoreductase activity, acting on the CH-OH group of donors, NAD or NADP as acceptor. The transcript has a single exon.
AUGAAGAGCAGUACAAGUGGUGAUUUAAAGUUUUUUAAAGCUGAUUUGUUAACAGAAGGUUCAUAUGCAGAAGGUAUGGCGGGAUGUAAGGUAGUAUUUCAUACUGCCUCUCCGUUCACGUCGAAAAUCACUGAUCCUCAGAAAGAUCUCGUUGAUCCUGCCAAGAUAGGAACUAGAAACGUGUUGGAGACAGCAAAUAAGACAAAAUCAGUAUCUAGGGUUGUGUUAACUAGCAGUGUUGCUGCAAUUUGUGGCUCUAAUAGAAAGAUUCUUUCCCUUCCAAACGGCACUUUAAACGAGGAUGUAUGGAAUGAUAUUUCUUCAUUAAGCUACAAUCCAUAUGCUUAUUCCAAAACUAUAGCGGAGAAGGAGGCAUGGAGUAUCCACGAAAAGCAAAACAAUUGGGAUCUUGUUGUUGUGAAUCCGUCUUUAGUUUUAGGACCUGGAUUAAACCCAAAUGCAACAUCUGAAAGUUUCAAUAUCAUGAAAGCAUAUGGAGAUGGUCUGAUGAAGAGUGGUGUACCAGAUUCUGGUCUUGGAAUCGUUGAUGUGAGAGAUUUGGCUGACGCUCAUUUGAAAGCUGCCUUUGUCAAGAAUGCCCAUGGCCGUUAUAUUAUUUCUGCCCACAAUACUUCUUUAUUGGGAAUUGGGAAAGCAUUAUCGCCAGAAUAUGAUUCAUAUCCAAUUCCGAAAAGUGCAGCACCAAAAUUCUUACUCUGGUUAAUAGGUCCCUUUAUCAGUAAAAGCCUAACAAGGAGGUAUAUUACUGAAAAUGUUAAUUACGAGUGGAAGGCUGACAAUUCUAAAGGUAUAAAUGAAUUGCUCCUUAAAUAUAGGCCUCUUAAAGACACUGUUUGUGAGUUUUUUCAGCUAAUUAUUGAUGCUAAACAGAUUUAG